This is a messenger RNA of Belonocnema kinseyi, 1128 nucleotides long. RefSeq lists its product as uncharacterized. The record is from RefSeq and is a predicted model, not a curated record. The coding region runs from base 1 to 1128 and encodes 375 amino acids. The transcript is spliced from 3 exons. Lineage: Eukaryota; Metazoa; Arthropoda; Insecta; Hymenoptera; Cynipidae.
AUGUCCGAUUACCUAACACUCGGUCACAUGAGAAUUAUAACCGAAGAGGAUCUACGCCGGACUGACUGCAUCGUGAAAUACAUUCCAUACCAAGGCAUAUGGCAGCAAGGCGACGAUGGUGACCGUCUGAGAGUGGUCUUCGACGCUUUUCGACCCACAUCUUCGGGAUGGAGCCUCAACGACAUAUUACACUGUGGUCCAAAGCAAGAAACAGAGGCUUGGGUGGUCUUAUUGCGCUGGAGAACGCGUAGAGUCGGGUUCGCCACGGACGUCGAAAUGAUAUUCCGAGGAAUAUGGCUCGAUGAGAGAGACGUAGACCUACAUCGCACAUUGUGGAGCCCGAGUGAAGAAGAACCACAGCUGUGCAACGACGAUGGGAAGGAUUAUACGGAAGCUAUAGAGGCAUUCCUGAAGGACAGAUAUGUUGACGAUAUUCUCACAGGAGCUCACGAGGUGGAAGUUGCUCUCCGGUUACAGGAUCAUCUCAUUAAAUUGAUGAAGGCCGGAGGAUUCCGUUUAAGAAAGUGCGUAUCAAAUCAACCUGAGCUGCUGAAAAAACUGGAUGCGAGCGACAGUCUUCGGCCAACAUGGAUCAGUUUCUCCACCGACAAUCCUGUUCGUGAGCUGGUUAUCGCAUCAGCAAAGCAAGCGCAGAAUACUGUCGUCAUAUUUGAUCCAUGUGGUUGGCUUGCCCCGGCCACGCUAAUGAUAAAACUCCUCAUUCAAGACUUAGGGAGAGCUGGCUUGGACUGGGAUGAGAUCUUCCUUCCCAGAUGGAUCUUCACAGGCCCGCAAACAAACAACACAGCGAUUUACGCUUUUUCGGACGCAGGCAGACGAGCCAUGGCUUCGGUGGUCUACUCACCAACAUCAACAACUGAUGAUACUGGCAUAGUAAAUUUGCUAGUGGCAAAAACCAGAUUGUUUUGGACUGAAUCCGCUGGAAGGAACCAACUGCUAACUCAAUCGUGGACAGUUAUGUACGUCCACCAAAUUCAAGAGCUUUCGCCGCCGACGAUCUGGCGAUAUGUUCCAUCUGAGUUGAUCCCGCCAUUUUUUGGUAUUGAAAAUAUUAUUUUUGAAAAACUGCCGAUUUUCACUCCGUUGAGCUAUUUUCUGAGGUGGUAA